CAGUCGAGAGCAGGAUGAAAAUGACUCCGACAUUUGGGACGACAGUGCCCUGAUACAGGCAUAUGACAAGGCUGUACACGCAAUGAAGAUAGCUCUGGAAAAUGAUGAAGAGAUAGAUGACCCAAAGGACAAAGAAAGCGACAGCAUCACAAAUGAAACAGACAUCAAGACGGAAGAAACUGACGACAAGUCAGAAGACAUAGACAGCAAAACAGAGGAAAGCAACGGCAAAAACACUGUGACAAAUAACAAAACUGAUAAUAAGCCUGCAGUAGAAGCUGAAGUCUCAAGUUCAUCCAUGGUGAGGAAAAAAACAAAAAAGAAGGGAAAGUCCAGAGGAAUUCAUAAG
Messenger RNA from Branchiostoma floridae (Florida lancelet), 349 nucleotides. RefSeq names its product survival motor neuron protein 1-like. The record is from RefSeq and is a predicted model, not a curated record. Lineage: Eukaryota; Metazoa; Chordata; Leptocardii; Amphioxiformes; Branchiostomatidae.